AUGGAUAUUGUAGAGUUCUACGUAUCUUGUAACCCUCCGUUACUCCCUAAAGGAGUGGCGCUGAUAUUUGCGAGCGUUGAGGAAAACAGUGACCUUGGAAUCAUUGAAAUCCUCUACGAACCUGAGAUCCCUUGGUUUAAGCUCAUUGCCCCAAGGGCUUCUCAGCGCGAAAUCUCGGAAUGGAUGCACUCUCAACUAGAGGAGCUGAUGGAAUCAGAAGCUGACGCUAUUAUACGAGACGAAGACGAAGAUGAGUUCAGUACAUCUGCCAUUCAGCCUGAUAUUGAGGUCCUAGUUGAGGACCCACACAUUAUUGCCUUUCCUUCUCUCCAAACAAUCCUGAAAGACACCCUCAGUCAAUAUGAUGUGUUCCGAUAUCCCGCCAUCAUCAAGACCUUAUCUUACAAAACAGUUUGGCGAGUUCCAGAAUCAUCUGGGGUCACUAUUCUGCAGAUUCUCUCGAAUUACGAGUCCUUGGGAUCUGUGUCGCCUUUGGGCCCAAGCAUCGACAGCCUUCAAGCGCUCACGAAAUGUGUUAUUACAUAUAAUUUUCAGGGUUCCUUAUUAUACAUCGGCAGCAGUGAAAGCGAACAAGCACUGGGUGUUGCAAAACAAAAGCUUGACACUCUUGCGAACUUCAUGGAUGCCCCCUUGGCCCCUACCACUCAUAUGGUGUUUACUGAAGCUUCGAGCUCGGCUACACUCUGCUACCGAUACAUGACACAUACGGGACUAUCCGGAUUGACUUAUGUUGAUUCCGCCGACAUCGAUCGGAGCGAGGACCUGGAGUACGCCUCGAUCGUUAGUGCGGUGUCCUUGAGAAUGGAAUCUCUUAAUCGGUACCAGCAGCCUGUGCCCGAUCGCGUCAAGUACCCGAUUCCGGAGUCCGGUAAAUUGACAGGUUGGCAUCCAGAAUUCCACCCGUUCUCUGGAUACUCAUAUGUAAACAAACGCUCGGGUACCAUCCCUAUUAUCGAGAAGAAAAGGCAGAAGAAAAGGCCCCAACAGAAGAUCCAUCAUCAAGAAUCGGGCAGUGCCGGCAAGCUCACAACCAGCACUGAGGGUCACCGCAAUCUUAAACAUACCGGCACAGACUUACCACAAGUUCGAAAGUGCUUAGAAGAUCUCAGGUACCAAGCUCGAAAUAACAAGAAAAUCACUAAUUGGCUCUGCAGCAUCGAGUCCAGCGGAGAUGGUGACCAUCUGAAGCCACCCUCAUUUCUGAUAGGGGACAAUGGAAAGCAGGACGAGGGAACAGCAACAAGCUUACCAUGCGACUUACUCCCAGAGUUACCACGAGGUAUUGAAGAGCCAAGGGAACUUGGGUUUGUCAACACUAAAGACGUCCCUCUUAUGGAGGCCAGUAUCAAAGAUCAGAUGCCAGGAUCAGAUUAUCAGGCUUCUUUGAGCCAACUUCCAUUGGGCUUGGAUAUGCCAGAAAACAGUCUCGAGCCCCUCAACUUCGUGAAUCCUUCCGGUCCGAAUGCUACAAAGGAUUUGAUGGACAUUAAUGAUGGCCCCAUCACAACUCCUGCGCUCAUGGAUAAUAUCUCUUUGCACGAUCGCGGACCCAAACUUCAGCCAAUAUCAGAGGAUCAUGUUGUUAAUUCUGAGGUUACAUUCGGCAAGAGAAACCCUCAAGAGAAAAGACUGUUCGAUACCAUGAGACAGAAAGCUGCUUCUGGCCUAAGCUGGGCCAACGUAGCCUCAAAGAAGAAAGACGAGAAGCGAGACGACAAACCCAAUUUCGGGUUGAAUGUGCCUGUCACAUUUGUCCCUGACAAUCGUUCUGCAACUCAGAGUUCUGCAAUGCCAACAUCCGAGGUUAUUGCCAAGCUCAACCAUAUCCCGGCCGAGCAGAAAGAAGAGCACGGCAAGGACAAGUCAACUUCAGUUGAGAAACCCAUGCCUGACACAGUUACACCGGCCUUACGAAUUGUUCCAGGAAUGGGCACGCCAUCAGCGGAUGAGGGGGAGUUUAGCGAGUUUCUGUCACAGGCUGAGAACAAGCUCCGUAAAUUGGUUGAAGUUUUACAAAUAGUCCCCGGAAGAGUGAGCAUCCAAGCUCAAUUUGGGCGGCUGUGCAGAAAAGAUAUAUUUCCCGGUUUGGUCUAUGACGGUCAAGCUCCAUCGUGGGCUGUUCAUACAACUGUUGAGGCUCUAAACACUGACAAUCCGCGUAUGGGAUUUUAUCCUAUCCUCACAACAAGCGGGGCAGAAGCAAGCUUGAUCCCUCAAAUGUUUGGUGGCAGAUCUCCAUGGUUACUGACGGGGAAACGAGUUUACUACGAAUUCCACUGCUUCGCCGGGAAGACGCCUGAGGUUAUCGUGGAAGUUGAUGCCGAUACCUUCAAGCAUCAAUACUUCCCCCCUACGACUGAAGUCUCAGAGGCUUUCGUGCAUUGCACUCGACGUGCAUGGGAUGUCAAAUUUUCUGUCUCCCGCAUGUAUAUGGAGGGAAUGGCCGCCGAUGUGGAAGCGUUUGCUACAUCAUUGGUGCGCUCCAUGAGUAUCGAAACAAAUGAGAUGGGCGAGCUCGUGAUCAGUACCGAGCCGAAGAGCACCUCAGAUUUGAGCGUCGACAGGGUCAGAAUAUGUCACGAAGCCCUAUAUCGAAAUGGAGGGAAGGGGCCAAGCUGUCUGAAGGUCACAAUGAUACGACCGGUUGAGAAACUUCCCGGUGUCCCUAAAGGAACUUAUCGGGGACAGUCAGUUCCAGUGACCCCACCUGGAAAUGGCCGGCCUGGCCAGUGGUUCGAAGCAAGUAUUUCAUCUAUACGAGCAGAAGAGAUAUUCCAAGAGAACAUGGGUCUAGAAUUUGGCGAUAAGACACAUUGGACGCCUGAAAUCCUACACCACCAAGGCGUUUUCGGAGCCAUCUCUGAACCAGCACUGCGAAUGGUCAGAAAGAUGGACCAUGUCGGUGAUUCGAACUCGAACGGACAAGGCCCUCGCUCUGAUCAACAGUCGUAUAGUACUGCUCAGGAUUCAAAGGCCCGGCAGAAAGGGAAAUACUUUUGGUAA
This is a messenger RNA of Fusarium subglutinans, 3024 nucleotides long. RefSeq lists its product as uncharacterized. The coding region runs from base 1 to 3024 and encodes 1007 amino acids. The record is from RefSeq and is a predicted model, not a curated record. NCBI's taxonomy places the organism in Eukaryota, Fungi, Ascomycota, Sordariomycetes, Hypocreales, Nectriaceae. The transcript has 4 exons.